GCGUGUCUCAAACAUAACACAGCAAGCGUCGCCGGUCUGUCAGUGUCAUGCCACCUCCGCUUGCUCUGAGGUUUUUCCGGGAACGCGCAUCGUUCCCAGAGCCAAGAAAAGUUGAUGCGACAUCGAACCAUUCCACCAGCACGCUCAAGAAAUUGAAAGUCGAGGGCAUGGUGGACGUUCCAGUAUUCGCGUUCAAGGAAGCGGAUAGAUUCGAUCGAUACAUCGAGGUCCUUGAGAACCGCCUAAGGGAAGACGACAUGCGACUCCGCCUUAGAGGUUAUCCCAACGCAUCAGACAACGAAGUUGAAGCCGCGUUUGCGAGACAAUUCGGACCUAUGAGUGAAUACGAUGUCAUAUCCGAUCCGUUCAUUGCCGUUCAUUCUGAAGGCGACUUGAUGAAUUGCUGGCGCAAUGGGCCGGUGAAAGCUGUGAGGUUCUCGGGAUACCAUUUGUUCGGUAUAGAUAUUAGGACCUACGAUCAACCUCCCCUGCCGAGGAGGGAAAGGUUGAAGAAUAAGGCGAAGACGGACUUCGCCACGAAAGUUGGUCCGAUUAUCCUGCACAUUACGGAAGGGAAGGCCAUCGGUGUCCUGAAUCUUGCUGCAUCGACUCUCGACUACGAACCGAGCUUCACGAUCGACUUGGAAAACAAUUCGACGAUCGGUCGGGCCGUUAUUAACAACUUAAUAUGGUACAUGCUCAAGUAUGGUGCCUGGAUCGCAGUCUUGUCGGACUAUUUCCGCACUUAUAUCUUCGAGUUGCAUAUACACGAAGAUAAACGUUACAUCUCGUAUGCGGGUCCCGAGGCUAUCAAUGGGACCAAGGUCUUCCGGGCAUUGUUGGGCAUAGCUUUGGCCAGAGCCAACAUCAUUCCACGUCCUACUGCCCCCGAUAUCGAGAAGCAGAUACGUUUGCAUAAGAACAGGCUGCGUCGGACCAAUACCGAGGUUUUCGAUGCAGAGCAGACGCAAACGCAGGGUCUCAGCCAGGAAGGCAGCGUUGUUAUAACUACGCACUACGACAUGAAUUUAGACGAGUGGAUUGGUAUAGACGACUUCGGCGAGCAAAAUCUCUGGGAAGGCGAAAACGAAGCCAAAGAGGAAGAUGAAGAGGAAGAUGAAGACGUGGAGGGAAUGGAUACCGGGGGGAAGAAGGACGAUGGAAAUGGAAAGGACGAUGGACACGGCAGCGGAAACAGGCACGGCAGCGGAAGUGGCCAGGGAGGUGGCAGUGAUGGUGGUUCGGGAUCGGCUCCAAGUAGGAAGCGUAGCCGCAAACGCGAUGAAGAUACCAAUCCGAGGAAUAAACGAGGCCCCGGAAGUGCUUACUCCGAUGCAGGCAGUACUCAGACGUCUGGGCGCGAGGAUGCUACCUCAAUACUCGGUGUGGGAAGGCCUCUGGUGAACAAGACUCUGCACGGUGGUUCGUUUGGGGAGCGUUCCGCCAACAAGACCAAUAAACUUGCGAGGCAUUUGUCCAAACGACUCUCGAUCAAGGCAAAUCAGCAUCCGCAGAACAGUUUGGUCGUGACGGUUGCCAAUCUACCAUGCUUCGAUAACGAUUUCUAUCGCAGCGCAGACCUAGAGCGCUAUCAGGAGAGGCAGAGUUUCCCGUCACUACCGACAUUCGAUGCAGUGCCUGCGUUACAAGUAACGGAACUUGCAGGAAGUGGAGGCACGGGCAUCACCUACAAAGCAACGCUCGCGAAUUCUUUUGAUAGGACCCGGACCGAAUUUGCUAUCAAGGUGGUGGAUGCCGAUUUGCGAGACUCGGAGGAAUACGAGAACUGCUGUGACGAAUUGAGGGCCGAGUACGUGAACUAUUGCGUGUUGCAGAAGGUCGCGCAACGCGAAAAUUACGCGAGUAUAAUUGCUCGUCAUGUCCCAAAAUGCUACGGAUUGUAUCAGGUCUCGGGUG
Messenger RNA from Fomitiporia mediterranea MF3/22, 1917 nucleotides. RefSeq lists its product as uncharacterized. The annotation marks the transcript as partial. The transcript is spliced from 4 exons. The record is from RefSeq and is a predicted model, not a curated record. Lineage: Eukaryota; Fungi; Basidiomycota; Agaricomycetes; Hymenochaetales; Hymenochaetaceae.